Sycon ciliatum is the source of this 1569-nucleotide messenger RNA. RefSeq names its product arginine kinase-like. Bases 76 to 1272 code for a protein of 398 amino acids. The record is from RefSeq and is a predicted model, not a curated record. Gene Ontology annotation, molecular function: creatine kinase activity. Gene Ontology annotation, biological process: phosphocreatine biosynthetic process. The transcript has a single exon. Lineage: Eukaryota; Metazoa; Porifera; Calcarea; Leucosolenida; Sycettidae.
UCUAUAGAAUGGGCUCCCCACGAGCAGGCGGUUUGUGCGUGCCCAGCAACGUCCGCAUGUCAUGCUGAAGAAGUGAUGCUCAAGGCCUGGUGUCGAUCUUGCUUCACUCGCCAGCGAAUGCUGUUAUUUGUGUCGCUCAGCGGACUAUUUACUUUCAUCUUAGCUCUAUACGGGCCAUUGUUAUUUCAGGACUUUACCACCACCAUCGAUAGAACUAUGGAGUUCCCUAUAUUCAAAGAUAGCUGCAAAUCAGCUCUGAAGCGUUUUCUGACACCAGCCGUGUUCGACAAACUGAAGGAUGUGCGCUCUGCUAGCGGUGGCAAUCUCAAGGACAUGGUCAACAGCGGUGUGCAGAACCAGGAUAGCAGUAUCGGCGUGUACGUACCUGAUGAGGAAAGCUACUCACGAUUCGCUGCCCUCAUCAACCCGAUCAUCGAGGAUUACCACAAGGGCUAUAAGGUCACUGAUAACCACCCGUCCGACUUCAACCCAGCACACCUGAAAGCUCCGAACCCCGACCCAGAGGGUGUGUACAUUCUCUCCACGCGUAUUCGUGUUGCACGUAACUUGAAAGGGUAUUCGCUGACACCAGGUAUCGGCUACUUUGAUCGACUAGAGGUGGAGCGUAAAGUGGUCGACGUCCUGGAGAGCCUAGGUGGCGAUCUGAAGGGUCGCUACUUUCCCCUCUCGGGUAUGCCUGAUGCCACUGCCAAGCAGUUGAUCGAUGAUCAUUUCCUCUUCAAGAAGGGUGAUCGAUUCCUGGAGGCUGCUGGUGUCAACCGUGAGUGGCCCUCUGGCCGUGGAAUCUUCCACAACGACAACAAGACAUUCCUGACAUGGGUGAAUGAAGAAGAUCAGCUGCGCAUCAUAUCCAUGCAGAAGGGUGGCGACAUUCAGGCCGUGUUUGAGCGUCUGGCCCGUGCCGUCAACGCCAUAGAGAGCAAGCUGGGAUUCCAGCACACGCCUAACCUCGGCUACCUGAGCUCCUGCCCGACUAACCUGGGUACGGGCAUGCGUGCCAGCGUUCACAUCAAGAUCCCACACGCGGCCGGUCACAAAGAAUUCCAGAGCAUCUGCGACCAGUACCACAUCCAGGCGCGUGGCAUUCACGGCGAACACUCAGAGUCGUCCGGCGGAGUCUACGACAUCAGUAACAAGCGUCGUCUCGGCUUGUCCGAAGUACAGUGUGUGCAGGACAUGCAUACUGGUGUUGUUAAGCUGAUCGAGCUGGAGAAGUCCGGUGCCAAGCCAGCUGCUAAGGGCAAGAAAUAGACACUUUUUUCCAACCUCCACCAGGCCACUAGGCUAGGCUAGUUGUGCGGUAUCUGCUGCGGCAGCACACUCGAUUUCUAUUGCAAAUUGAUCCAGCGUGAACGGCGGCCCUGCCUUGGUUGGCGAAUCAUGUUGUUGACGUCUUCAUUGAUGUCAUUAGUCUCGUCUCCAAAUGGAUUUUUUAAAUCAUUUUGAGAAUAGCCAAAAUUUCUAUACUAGUAUCUUAUUUUCUUUCAUGUCUUUGUCAAAAAAAACUAGGUGUUAUGAAAAACCUCUGGGAAAUGACCAGCCUAAUGA